CAUACGUGCUGCCAUAGUCCGGUGUCCCGGUGGCAGGCCGCUCCGAGAUAGCUGUACCGCGGAAUCACUUGGGACGACAAGGCGAGCGCCGUCGGUCGGGGCUGCCCAAGAAAUUCGACUUCAUAGCGAGCAACGUUCAAUCGGCCAGUGCGAAUGGCAUUUUGAAAAUCUCUCGUUCAAAGCACACACCUUGCCAUUUCGUUGUGGGAAUGCUCCCUGGCGGGGACUGGCUUAGCGGCUCUCCAAUAAAUACAGGAGUGCGGGGCCGGGCGCGGGUGGGCGUGCCUCCGGGAUGGGGAGCACCCUGUUCCUUGGAGGAGCGUUCUUUCCCCUGCUCGGAAUCUUUCUAGUGUCUCUUCGUUCGCUCGGGCGAUCAAUCUGACAGAAGUGAACUCAUCCCACUCAGUCGGGACGCUCAUCAUGGAUGCUCUCAGGGUCGCUGUUUUUAUCCUCCUGUGUGUUACCUGCCUAUGGGAUUUACCUUGCACCCAGCCCGCCGCCAUCGUUCCAUCUGCCCUCCCGAAACGCAGCAAGAGAAUGAGGAUCUCUAAUGACGGGGGGAGGAUCCCCAGAUUUCUUAAAGAGAUGCUCGAGUCUUCCUCCAGCUCAAGCCAUCCUCAGAAUACUGCAAAGCACGGAGUGGUGCCCCACGAUUACAUGUUGUCGAUUUAUAGGACUUACUCCGCUGCCGAAAAGCUUGGGAUAAACGCAACUUUUUUUCGGUCUUCAAAAUCUGCAAACACCAUCACCAGUUUUGUGGAUAAAGGAGAAGAUGACAUCUCACAGACUGUGCUGCGAAGACAAAGGUAUCUCUUUGACAUCUCGACUCUCUCAAACAAAGAAGAGUUAGUGGGAGCCGAACUGAGGAUAUUCCGGAAAACACCUGGAGAUAUCCCGGCAAGUGCAACAGGCCUGUACAGCAUUCACUUACUCCCCUGUCAUUCUGAACAGCUGCUGGAUUCAAAAGCUCUGGAUCCACAAGAUAUCCUCUCGUCCGCAUGGAAUGUGCUAGACGUGUGGUCGAUAGUUCAGAAGCAGCAUAAAUCCAAAAGUCAGAGCCAAAUAUGUUUGGAGCUGAGGGCUACUUCGGACCAAGUAGGCCGGGAAAUCGACUUGAGGACUCUUGGCUUCAACAGGAAGGACCGCCGGCAGCAGGAGAAAGCCAUACUGGUGGCCUUCACCAAGUCCAAAAAGCGAGAGAACCUCUUUAGUGAAAUGCGCGACAAAAUCAAAGCUUCUCAAAACCUGGAGGAAGAGAUGGGAUUUCAGUUCAAAACCAGGCGCAAGAGACGGACAGCGUUUAACAGCAGGCACGGAAAGCGGCACGGGAAAAAGGGCAAGUCGAGGUGCAGCAAAAAACCCUUGCACGUCAACUUCAAAGAGCUGGGCUGGGAUGACUGGAUCAUAGCCCCCCUAGAUUAUGAAGCGUAUCAUUGCGAGGGUGUGUGUGACUUUCCUUUGCGAUCCCACCUGGAGCCCACAAACCACGCAAUCAUACAAACACUCAUGAACUCCAUGGACCCCAACUCCACGCCACCCAGCUGUUGUGUACCCACUAAGCUGAGCCCAAUCAGUAUACUUUACAUUGACUCAGGGAAUAAUGUCGUUUACAAGCAGUACGAGGAUAUGGUGGUGGAAUCCUGUGGCUGCAGGUAGCACCUUUCACCCCCACAAAAAAAAGAAAGAAAGAAUGUACAAUGGAGGAAAGCAAAGCGAAAAAAAAUAAAAGUGGGGGUCGGUCAACACCAGCAAUGGGACGGCGUUCAGUCCUAAGCUUACAACCUUCUGAAUAGUGACACCACGGGCGCCAGCGAAAGAGCCAAAAGGGAACGUCUUUAAUAUUAUUAAUUUAACUCGCCGAUUAACAGAAAGUAAAAAAAAAAAGUCGAUAUUUAUUUGUGAUAAGCGUAAGCUCAGGCUGAGCUUUUGACUAUGGGGUGAAUUGGAAAGUAACCAAAAAAUCGGACGGAGAAACAAGUGGGAGUUCAGCUCCCAUUGAGAUCAAAUGACCAGAAGCCUUACACCUUCAUGUUAUUUUUAUUUUUAUUUUUUUUAAAGAUAUGGACUUUUCUAACUUUUUUUUUUUUUUUGUGCUUCAAUGCAAUGGUGGCCUGAAACAGAUCUGUCUGGAUAGAAGAGGAUUAGGUUGCUCCAUUCUCCGCUGAUUUUUCGAGACGGCACACAGGAUGCAAUGAGAGGAACCUGUUCAGACUGCAGACUAUUGAAAAAUUAAGUGUGUGGCAUUGGCCGAGGUGGAAGCUAAUAGUCCACAAUCCUUUUCAUGGGCUGGCAUGCGUAGAGUAAUGGACUUGGAUGAGUGGGAGGCAAACCCCUCACCCCCCCACCCAAUAAACGUAUCUGCUGAUCUUAACUGCUUUUCCAAGAUGAAGUUAAUUUAGCAAACAUGAAAAGGAGCUCCAGACUGAGAGGAGAACAGGAGCGGGAGAAUAAGCUCUCCACUGUGACGUUUUUGGAAAAUAACAGGCCAAGCCUAUUUGAUAUAAUAAUAAUAAUAAUAAGAAUAAUAAUAAUAAUUAAUAAUAAUAAUAAUAGCUUUUUUGUGUUAAAUUUUUUUUAAAUUUAAAUCAAAAGCCUUUAAGUCUAUCACAGUCACGAAUGUAUGUCGAGCUUUAUAAGAAUCGGCAUGACAUUAUUUUAACCAUCUCCCAUGCUCCCAUUUUCCCAUCAUUUUCUUUAUUUUUAAAAUAAUAUAUUCACCCGAUCUGCGGAUUUUACCCAGUCCAAGAACUGAAGAAGUCAAAGUGUUCACGUCCCACAAUCUGCCCAAAGCGAGAAGUGCACUUGUGUAUAGCGGCCAACCCUCGGCAAUAAUGAAAGUUAUGGAGAAGAAGAAAGCAACAAAGAUGAAAAAGGACCUGUAAAGUAUAAAAAAUAAAAAAAAUGAUAAAGAGCCUCUGGGCAGAUACUUUAAAAUGCACAUUAGCCUUAAAUGCACUGUUGUUAAUAAUUUAAGCUGUAAAUAUUUGUAUAUUUAAACAGACUUGCAAGAAAAUGGAGAGACGAGCAACUGCAUGUCUUUCUUUGUAAUGUAUAGAUCUUUAUAUGCACUCAGAAUGGUAUUUCUAUUUUAAAACUUUAUUUGAGUUGUACAGGGUUUAACGUCAAUCCUAUAUUUCAUACUUCAGUAAGAUAUUUUAAAUUGUUGAUGAUAUGCAUUCAUUUAUGUACUGAGGGUGAAACAUGUUUUCAUUGUCUACCUCAUAUCCCUGUUUAGUUUCUAUAGAACUUUGAGGUACAGUCAUGUAGAUGGCAAUGUUAUUCUACAGCAUAUAUUUUUCACAUUAUUUCUGUAUUAAUAAAACACACAAAAUGAU
This is a messenger RNA of Polypterus senegalus (gray bichir), 3335 nucleotides long. RefSeq names its product growth differentiation factor 6a (gene gdf6a). NCBI's taxonomy places the organism in Eukaryota, Metazoa, Chordata, Cladistia, Polypteriformes, Polypteridae. Gene Ontology annotation, molecular function: growth factor activity; cytokine activity. The transcript is spliced from 2 exons. Bases 421 to 1656 code for a protein of 411 amino acids. Gene Ontology annotation, cellular component: extracellular region. The record is from RefSeq and is a predicted model, not a curated record. Gene Ontology annotation, biological process: SMAD protein signal transduction; BMP signaling pathway.